AUGAGGCAACGAACUCGAAAUGAUCUUGUCCUACAAAACAUGGGGAACAGUGGAAGAGUAAGUUACUUUUUUCGAAUGUAAGUAAACCUGGCGUUAAAAUUUCUGGCUGCCAGACGCGUGCCUACGAAUAUUUCCCAUGCUUGCGCAACCACUUUAAGCCCUCUAUUGUUGCGAUAAUUGCGUUCAAAAGACGAGUCCAUCGAUAGCGCGCGAAUUCUUCCAGGCGAAUGGGUCCAAUGAAUAGAGCUCGGAUAUCUCACCCAAGGUAAUUUAUCCUGGAUAUCAGGCGCAUGGAAAAAAGGGUUUUUGGCGCCGGCGUUUGCUUGGAUUUCUUUCUGGAUAUAUUAUUUAUUGUUAGAGGGAUAUGAAGGUCAAAAGUCAUAUUAGACUUUAUUUAUGCUUCUUUUUUACAAAUUUUUGUGAUUAAAUAAUUGGCGAGAAGUUGACUUUUUGCAGCUAUGGAAACAGUUUACAAAAUGCUCGUAGUAAGCAAAAAGCUAGGAAAAGAUUACUACUACGAAGCAUGCCAUCCAAACCUGUAGGGUUUGUGUUGUUUGCAACUGGGAUAGUAAUGGUCCAAAAUUUAUCAAAAUUACAUUUCUGGAUCCUGCAGAGCCUUCAUUUUUAUCUUACAGUUUGUCGGGAAAAUCAUGAGCACUCUGUCGCAUUGAAAAUCGCAUCGCCGCCGAGGAAGUGAAUUGUGUCGCGGCCAAGUCAAGUUGCUUUUCAAUUCAGCGAUACGAUCGGGCAGCGAAAUUGUACUCAUUAUUUUCCCGACAGACUGAUAUGUUUUUUUAGGCUUAAAAGCCCUCAGGCAACCUGGAAUCUUUAUUUUUUCUGAUUUCACCGGCAGGACAUAGAAAAUCGGUCGUUUUUUGAAUGAAAAUUGAAAAUUUUUGUCUAAAUUUAAUUUUGAAUUUCAAAGUCCCUGAGGCAAUGUUGCAAUAAAAAAGCUAGAUGAGUAAAAAAGGCCGACCCAAAAAUAUAAAAAAUAUAGUUUUCACAAAUUUUGGACUAUUAUUUUUAAAGUCUUUAGCAACUAUACCAUCUCACAGUCACUUAUCGCCCAGCCUGCAGCAUAAUCCACUAAAAAUUUCAAUUUUUCCUCCCUUUCAGAUGUCCGGACAAGACGACCGUCUCCGCCAGAUCUCUUCGAAUCCCCCCAACCUCGUUGAACAAUGCGUUGAGGUCUUGAAGUCCCCGCAUCUGCCGAAUCGCCUUCUCGCGUUGAAUUUUGACCCCCAUUCCUCGCCGCAGAGUUCCGCGGAAAAUAUCGGAAUUCAAAGUCAAGACGAUUACUUGGCCCUGAAGAGAAUGCAUUGGCAAAAGCAGGAGAAAUGGCAACAGGAAAUGAACCAGAAUUUCGAAAGACAGGCGAAUCAAGCGGCCGUGCAGAACGGAAUGAAUGUGAAUCGAUGGUAAGUUGUUUGGGAAGGACAGUGUUUUAAAAUUAUUUGAGAUUUUUUGAUCAUUCUAGAAGGUUUUUUGUUUUUUAGUAUUUUCACGAAGUGCAUGGACUUUUUUUGACUUUCGCACAGUGCAUUUUGAACCUUUUCCCAGGCUUGUCGCUAACGCACAGUGCAUUUUCCUUUUUUUGCACAGUGCAAAACUCAAAAAAGCCGUUUGCACUGUGCAAAUUUAUGACACCGACCCAGCGACACGGUUGAAACUUCUUUUUGUCGCUGCGAUAUUUCGCCGCACAGUGCAAAAAAAACCAAAGAAAAAGGUGAAAUGCACAGUGCGGGAUGGGGUUUUUUGUGCACGGUGCGGGGCGCGACAAACCGGCAAGUGAAAAAUGCACUUUGCGUCGGCGACAAGCGUGGGAAAAAAAUCAAGAUGCAUAUUGAAAGUGCGAAAGCCAAAAAAUGCAAAAAAAGUCCAUGCACUUUAUGAAAUUGCUAAAAUGCACAGUGCAAGAUAGUAGUUCUCUUUGCACGGUGCGAAACGAAAAAAUGUCCAUACACUUUAUGGAAAUACUAAAAUUUACUUAUAGGUUCGCUCAGUCAGCCAUGGAGCAACAGCUGAGAAAUAUGACUCAAAAUUCGAAUUCGGCAAAGGUCAGUCAUCCCACUUUACUGACCUUGCAUUUAGGUGGCGCAGAAAAGAGGCAGAAAGCCCAAUAAGUCAUCAGAAUCUUCCGGUCGUCGGCGAAAUCGCCAGAUCUCGACCCCCGCCGAUCCUUCGGGCUCAGGAUUUCAACUCUCCAACAACAGUGUUGGCAAACCGUCGCCUAGGAGAAAUUCGGAUGCUCAUAAUGCAGCUAAGGUGUAUGUGGACGAGCAAGGUGAUGAUGAACAUGUGCCAGUUUACCAUGAAUUGGAGGUUGCGAGGGAUCUGAGAAGCAUUGAGAUGAUCAGAGAGUACAGAGGGUGAGCGUUGAGUUUCAUUGGUUUUUUGAAGCAUUUCUGCUUGAAAUAUGCAGUGCAUGUACAUAAUUAUGUUGUAAAGAUAAGGUAGUAUUCCCAGGAGAAUGCUCCAAGUGCAAUGCUAGUUUUUGAUGAAAGUUGGCACUAAUUUAGAUUAUGUUUUUCUAGGAUAUAUUAUGCGAGAUUUUUAGCUCUCUCUCUUUGCAGAAACGAAGGAGAUUUUUAGCUCUAAAGUUAAAAGAAAUGAGAAUGUCUUUUUCUGCCAAUUUUAGCAUGGACAGUUUCUUCCCUAUUUUUAUCGUAGAGAGUAAUGUUUCCACAAAAAACCAUAUUUUUUGUCUUAAAACCGGUAAAGAUUUGGCCAAAAAGUGUUUUUCUCGCCAAGUUUUAUUCAACUUUCGACCUAAAAAUCUCGGUCACUUCUGCAAAACGCGAUCUAGGACUUUCGAAUAUGCCUUCGGAAAAGUAAAAUUUGUCCCAAGUCUCAUCAAAACCUGAGAGUCGCACUUUGGGCCUUCCCUUCUUAAUCUUUCAAGCUCUCUGACAACCAGCUUUCUUUAGAUCCACACACAGCAUCCUCGGCUCUGAAAGCGAUGUUAUCGCUCGGUCAUCUACCGGAGAACUUUACCAACCGCCAUCCUCAACGCCGGCGUCAAUAAGCUUGAAUAAUCCGCUAGUCCACCCCGACUCCCUUUCAACUCAAUCCAACUACUUACAAGCCAAUGAAUUCAAACAAUUAUUCGAGUAUCUCGGCUAG
Molecule: messenger RNA, 3123 nt
Organism: Bursaphelenchus xylophilus (pine wood nematode)
Lineage: Eukaryota; Metazoa; Nematoda; Chromadorea; Rhabditida; Aphelenchoididae
Source: the annotation of a GenBank genome assembly